Molecule: messenger RNA, 2362 nt
Organism: Triplophysa rosa
Lineage: Eukaryota; Metazoa; Chordata; Actinopteri; Cypriniformes; Nemacheilidae
Gene: dhx32a
Product: DEAH (Asp-Glu-Ala-His) box polypeptide 32a
Exons: 11
Coding region: 133-2334 (733 amino acids)
Cellular component (GO): spliceosomal complex; intracellular anatomical structure
Molecular function (GO): RNA binding
Source: RefSeq, a predicted model, not a curated record
UCCGAACGAGUGUUUGCGAUUUCCAACGCGUGUCAGACGAUGAACUAAACGUGUCUUUUCUGAAUAAAACCACGAGCGCAGAGGAGGAGGAGCAGUGACGCGCGUGCGUUAGUUCACAGGAGAGGUGGUGAUAUGGCUGGAAGCAGCGAAAUAUCAGAAGGAGAAUUAAUAAAAGAGGAAGAGGAGGAAUGUGAUGUCUUUGAGUUUGGUGAUGACCUGGAGCUCAACCCGUUUGAUGGUUUGCCAUAUUCCUCCAGAUAUUACAGACUUCUGCAGGAGAGAAAGACUCUGCCCGUUUCUAAACACAGACAUGAAUUCAUGACCUUCCUUGAAAAACAUCAGAUGAUUAUAGUGUCGGCCACAACUCACAGUGGGAAAAGCACACAGAUCCCGCAGUGGUGUGCAGAAUUCUGUCUGUCUGCGCAGUACCAGCAUGGCGUGGUCGUGUGCAGUCAGAUCCAGAGACAGCAGGUUGUAGAUCUGGCCCUCCGUGUAGCCGAUGAGAUGGAUGUCAACAUCGGUCAUGAGGUCGGAUACAGCAUCCCACUGGAGUCGUGCUGCUCCAACGAUACUGUUCUCAGGUAUUGUACCGAUGAUAUCCUGCUGAGGAAGAUGAUGUCCGAUCCCCUCCUGGAGCAUUAUGGGGGGGUGGUGAUAGACCAGGCCCACGAGAGGACCGUGAGCACUGACGUUCUGCUGGCUCUGCUCAGAGAGGUUCUCCUCCAGCGGCCCGAGCUCAGGGUGGUGGUUCUGACCUCACCGCCCGCGUCAGACGCGCUCCUCGCGCAUUACGGGAACGCUCUGCACCUGCGUGUGGACGCGCCGCGGGCGGGUGAGGUGGUCUACGGCAACGGCAGCAGAACGGAAAGCUUCUAUUCGGCUCUGAGACUCACGCUGGAGGUCCAUAGAUCAGGAGAACGUGGAGAUGUGGCCGUGUUUUUAGCUUCUGAUCAGGAUGUUGUGCGUGCCUGUAAUAUUCUUGUUAAAGAAGUAGCCAGAAUGAGCGCCAGUCUGGGAGAACUGGUACCAGUAACCCUUUGCCCGGGAAAUCCCGGAAUGUGUCCACCAAUCGCAGAAAACAAGAGGUGUAGGCGGGUCUUUCUCUCCUGUAGCCAAUCAGAAGAGUUCUUCUGGCAAAUGGACAGCAUUAAAUUUGUCAUCGAUACUGGAGUGGAAAAAACAUUUGUGUAUAAUCCACGCAUGAGGGCCAGUUCAGAAGUGCUUCGACCGAUCAGUAAAUGUCAGGCAGAAAUGCGUAAACAUCUCGCUGGAUCAACAGGCAAAUGCUUCUGUUUGUACCCCGAGGAGACUCGGCUGCCCCCUGACGUUCCCCCUCGGAUGCUGGAAUCAAACCUCACAUCCACUGUGCUCUAUCUGAAGAGGAUGGAAGUGGCCGGGCUCGGUCAAUGUGACUUUAUCAGCCGGCCAGAUCCAGAAGGACUCAUGCAAGCGUUAGAGGAGCUGGAUUAUCUGGCAGCGUUGGAUGAUGAUGGAAAUCUGUCAGAGAUGGGCAUCAUCAUGUCAGAGUUUUCUCUAGAUCCUCAGAUGGUUAAAGCUCUGCUGGCGUCCUGUGAGUUUGACUGCGCUAGUGAGAUGCUGACCAUCGCUGCGAUGCUUACAGCACCGAGCUGCUGCAUCGAGCCUCCUGUCGGCAUGGUAACAGAAGCCAUGAGAUGUCAUCUGAAGUUCCAGCAUCCUGAGGGAGAUCACUUCACCCUCGUUAACAUCUACAACACCUUCAAACGCUACCAGAAGGAGCCAUAUUUCAGUCAGGAGAAAUGGUGCCAGAAUUACUUCCUGUGUUGUGCGGCGCUGCAGACGGCAGACGCCAUCCGAGCAGAACUGACAGACAUUCUCAAACGGAUCGAGCUUCCCAUUUCUGAACCUUCCUUUGGUACCAAGACCAACGCCAUCAGCAUCAAGAGGGCUCUGCUCGCCGGAUACUUCAUGCAGAUUGCCAGAGACGUGGACGGAUCGGGGAAUUACUUCAUGCUGUCUAAUAAACACGUGGCUCAGGUUCAUCCUCUGUCUGGUUAUGGUGCCAAAGCUCGCAAACUGGGUCUGCCGGAGUGGGUUCUGUUCCACGAGUACAAACUUUCUGAUAACCGCAUCAGAACCGUCACACACAUCUCCCCACAGACGUUUGUUCAAAUGGCUCCGCAGUAUUUUUUCUGUAACCUGCCGCCAAGUGAGAGUAAAGAAAUCCUGCAGCACAUUUUGGACAGCGAUCGUUCAGGAGGUUCGAACAGACGGCCAAAAUCUCAACCUGCUGCCACGGAAACCCAGAAAGGCUCGGAAGAGUCUGAAUCACAUGAUCGAUGCGUCAUACAGUGAACGUGUUAUAACACAUGACCUCACUUGA